Calypte anna (Anna's hummingbird) is the source of this 8874-nucleotide messenger RNA. It is a transcript of the gene DAAM2, whose product is annotated as dishevelled associated activator of morphogenesis 2. Lineage: Eukaryota; Metazoa; Chordata; Aves; Apodiformes; Trochilidae. The transcript is spliced from 25 exons. Gene Ontology annotation, biological process: regulation of non-canonical Wnt signaling pathway; positive regulation of canonical Wnt signaling pathway; negative regulation of oligodendrocyte differentiation. The record is from RefSeq and is a predicted model, not a curated record. The coding region runs from base 385 to 3606 and encodes 1073 amino acids. Gene Ontology annotation, molecular function: actin binding; small GTPase binding.
CCCCCCGGCAGGGCCGGCAGCUCCCGGUUCCUCCCGGUUUGCCAGCGCUCUGCCAAGCCGGAGCUUGGCCCUUUAAGAAAGUGCAGCACAGUAGCAGGGGCCGGCCCUGCCUCCUGAAGCCUGCAGCGCUGGAACGGGGCUGGGGAAUGGGAAGCAGUUCCUGAUCUGGGUCCGAGCGAGCGCACACAGCAGCAGCCGCAGCAGCAGCAGCCGCAGCCACCCCAGCUCCGCUCAGCAGCAUCCAGCGCGGGGAUCAGCGCUCUGCCUGCCUCCCUGACACCGGGUGGACGUUCCUGAGCACUGAGCUCAGCUGCUGUAAAAAGCAAAUAGGAAAAUCUACAGCUGGAUAAAAUUGAACAUGAUCAGAAGAUAGCAGCAUACACCAUGAUCAUGGCCCCCCGGAAGAGGAAUCGUCAUGCCUUGGGGUUUCUUUGUUGUUUCGGGGGUAGUGAGCUCCCUGAAAUCAACCUCAAGGACAAUAACCCCCUCCAGUUCCUCGAGUUUUCUGUCCCAAUCCCACCAGCAGAGGAGCUCAAUGCCAGAUUCGCUGAACUUGUGGAUGAAUUGGAUCUCACCGACAAGAACAGAGAGGCAAUGUUUGCACUCCCUCCAGAGAAGAAAUGGCAGAUUUACUGCAGCAAAAAGAAGGAACAAGAAGAUCCUAAUAAACUUGCUACCAGCUGGCCAGAUUACUAUAUUGACCGCAUCAAUUCCAUGGCAGCAAUGCAGACUCUGUAUGCUUUCGAUGAAGAAGAAACAGAAAUGAAAAAUAAAAUAGUUGAAGACUUGAAGACAGCUCUGCGGACUCAGCCCAUGAGGUUUGUGACUAGGUUUAUUGAGCUGGAUGGCCUGAGCUGUUUGCUGAACUUUCUGAAGAGCAUGGACUACGAGACCUCAGAGAGCCGUAUCCACACAUCCGUUAUAGGGUGUAUCAAGGCACUGAUGAACAACUCGCAAGGACGGGCUCAUGUCCUGGCUCAUCCAGAGAGUAUCAACAUCAUCUCUCAGAGCUUACGAACUGAGAACAUUAAGACCAAGAUUGCUGUGCUGGAGAUCCUAGGGGCUGUCUGCUUGGUACCAGAUGGUCACAAGAAAGUUUUGCAAGCCAUGCUUCACUACCAAGUAUAUGCUGCAGAAAGAACAAGAUUCCAGACACUAUUGAACGAGUUAGAUCGAAGUAUGGGGCGAUACCGAGAUGAAGUGAAUCUCAAAACAGCCAUCAUGUCCUUUAUCAACGCUGUGCUGAACGCGGGUGCGGGUGAGGACAAUUUGGAGUUCCGAUUACACCUACGAUAUGAGUUUCUAAUGCUGGGAAUUCAACCUGUCAUUGACAAGCUAAGGGAACAUGAGAAUGCCACACUGGACAGGCACUUAGAUUUCUUUGAGAUGGUGAGAAAUGAAGAUGAUCUGGAACUUGCCAAGAGAUUUGACCUGAUCCACAUUGAUACAAAAAGUGCCUCUCAGAUGUUUGAGUUGAUCAAGAAGAGACUGAAGCACACGGAUGCCUAUCCCUAUUUGUUAUCAAUCCUCCAGCACUGCUUGCAGAUGCCAUAUAAGAGGAAUGGAGGAAACUUCCAGCAGUGGCAGCUGUUGGACAGAAUACUCCAACAAAUUGUUCUUCAGGAUGAACGAGGAGAUGAUCCAGAUAUAGCUCCAUUGGAAAACUUCAAUGUCAAAAAUAUCAUUAAAAUGCUGGUGAAUGAAAAUGAAGUCAAGCAGUGGAGGGACCAGGCAGAGAAGUUUCGGAAAGAACAUGCCGAGCUGAUGAGCAGGUUAGAGAAGAAGGAGCGGGAAUGUGAGACAAAGACCCAGGAGAAAGAUGAAAUGAUGAAGACACUGAACAAAAUGAAGGACAAGCUGCAGAAGGAAUCCUUGGAGCUGCGCCAGACCCGGGACCAGAUGAACGACCUGGUGGCUCAACUUAAUGAGUUCUCGCAAGGGGGCAGCAUUUCCUUCCCACCCCCCCCACCCCCACCUCCAGGUGGCCCAUUAGCUCUGUCCUCUUCUCACAUGUCUGAGAAUUUGCCCCCGCUGCCACCUCCUCUGCCUUUCUCCAGCUGUCCCCCUCCUCCUGCUCCACCACCUCCACCAGGAGGACCUCCUCCCCCACCUGGAGCACCACCGUUCUUCAACAUGGGGAUGCCACCUCCUUCAACAACCACCUUCAGCAGCAGUGGCACAAGCCUCAAGAAGAAAUCCAUCCCACAGCCUUCACACCCACUGAAAUCCUUCAACUGGGCUAAGCUGAGUGAGGAGAGGAUCCAUGGCACAAUCUGGAAUGAGAUUGACGAUUUAAAAGCAUUCAAGGUACUGGAUCUGGAAGAUUUUGAAAAGAUGUUCUCCGCAUAUCAAAGACACCAGAAAGAGAUGGGUUCAACGGAAGACCUUUACCUCUCCACACGAAAGGUGAAAGAGCUCUCUGUGAUUGAUGGAAGGAGAGCCCAGAAUUGUGUCAUUCUUCUUUCCAAGCUGAAGCUGUCUAAUGAAGAAAUCAGACAAGCAAUCUUGAAGAUGGAUGAACAGGAAGACCUAGCAAAAGAUAUGCUUGAGCAGUUGCUGAAGUUUGUACCUGAAAAGAGCGAUACGGACCUGUUGGAGGAGCAUAAACAUGAAAUAGAACGCAUGGCCCGGGCAGAUCGUUUCCUCUUUGAAAUGAGCAGGAUUGACCACUAUCAGCAGCGGCUGCAAGCAUUAUUCUUUAAGAAGAAGUUUCCAGAGAGACUGGCAGAAGCCAAGCCAAAAGUAGAAGCUAUUCUUCUGGCAUCCAAAGAACUCAUCCGAAGCAAACGUUUGAGGCAACUCCUGGAAGUAGUUCUGGCCUUUGGGAAUUAUAUGAACAAGGGUCAAAGAGGAAGUGCAUAUGGCUUCAAAGUCUCCAGCCUGAACAAAAUUGCAGACACCAAAUCCAGCAUAGACAGGAACAUCACACUAUUGCACUACUUAAUCAUGAUAUUUGAAAAGAAUUAUCCAGAUAUUCUAGAUAUUCAGUCUGAAUUGCAGCAUCUUCCAGAAGCAGCAAAAGUCAACCUGGUAGAGCUGGAGAAGGAAGUCAACAACAUAAAGACCGGAUUGAAAGCUGUUGAAGCUGAACUGGAUUAUCAGAAGAGACGCGUGCGGGAAUCGGGGGACAGGUUUGUUCCUGUCAUGAGUGAUUUCAUCACUGUGGCCAGCUUCAGCUUCUCGGAGUUAGAAGACCUUCUCAACGAGGCUAGAGACAAGUAUGCCAAGGCACUGAAGCAUUUUGGAGAGGGCGAGGGCAAGAUGCAGCCGGAUGAAUUUUUUGGCAUCUUCGAUACUUUCUUACAGUCAUUUGCAGAGGCCAAGCAAGAUCUGGAAAAUAUGAGGAAGAAAAAGGAAGAGGAGGAGCGCAGGGCACGCAUGGAGGCCAUGCUAAAAGAGCAGAGGGAAAAAGAGAGGCGACAAAAGAAAACGAAAGCUGGAAGCAUCUCUGAAGAGAGUGGGGAAUUUGAUGACCUGGUGUCAGCACUGAGGUCGGGUGAAGUCUUUGACAAAGACUUAUCUAAGCUCAAGCGUAACCGCAAGCGUUCAGGAAACCAAGGCUUAGAAACAAGCCGGGAGCGAGCGGUGACAAAGCUAAAUUAUUAAUUACAAGAGAGAGAAAAAUAAUCAACCAAAAGAAGGUGAUGAGAAAGUGCAAAACAAGGAAGAUGAAUGUGUGUGAUGGUGCCUGGCUGACAGCUACCCCAAAGGAUUUCUUUGGUCUGUGGCUAGAGAUGUUACCUUUCCAUGAUCAGCUUUCCUCUCAUCCCUCUUCUGUGCUCCUAGUUCGAACCAUUAUAAAAGUGCCUCUGUGGAGCCAGCAGGGUCUGUGACUGGGCUGUGCAUAGCUGACAGAUUUGCUUCUGGGAGUUUAUUGUGUCAUCAAAGGCCUCAUAGUGAUGACAGAAAGUACUUGGGCCUUGCAGACUGCCUCACAGCUGGACAAAGAUAAUUUUCUGUGUGCCAAAGCAAAAACUAGUCAUGAUCUCCAUCUUGCUGAUAAAAAGCAGGACUGAUUUCAGAGCAGCUCUGUAAAUGCCUGUCACUUCUUCAAGAUCUAAACUGGCUGUCAGAAGUUUGUCAAAUUGUGGUUCUCAAGAUAUCCAAUUUCCUUUCAGAGUUGGAUUUUAUAAGCCAUAGAUUAGCACCUGAAAAAAGCUUUUGGUUUCAUGUUCUGCAUAGUAUUUUUGUGUGGCCUACACUUUCCAAAGGAAGUGAUGUUCAGAUGGAGGCAUCAGGUUCUGGAACAAAUAUAAAUUCAAAAAUCAGGAUCAACAUGAAAUACCUUGCAAAAGUCUUUUGGAUUCUGCUUUUCUAGAAGUUGUUCUCUGGAAUUUGCUGAUGGUUGGGGCUUGAAGCUAUGAAACACAUUCUAGGAAAGAAGCUCUGGCUUUUCUUUAGAAAACUAAGCCACUGCCAGGUUGGGAUUACAAGCAGGGGACAGUGGAGCCUGUUGUCAUUGCUGGAGAGUGGGGGAGAAAAAGCAGAACACUUCUUACCUGUUUGUGCAAGGUUAAGGUUUCUAAAUGCAUCCCAGUGGAAGUCAAAAGCAUCCUACUACCACCCACAGGUCACAAGUAGCAAAAAGAAAACAAAGUCACUGGCUACAAGAAAUGAGAUUUCUUUUCCACCUGAUGCUUACCUGUGACUGCUGUUGGCAUGAGCUGGUCAUUCUGGCUAACAGGCUGACCUUCACUGCACACCCUCCACUCCUACCUAUGGGAAUCCUGUAACUCAGUAAGAUAGGAAUGAUGUUGAAGGAGAGCACUGGAGCCCACAGCCUUUUCCAUUUUGAAGGGAUCACUUGGGAUGAACAAUUGGAGGGUCCCACGAUAAAAACUGAGAAUUUUUCCAGGAGGACAAAAAAUUUUGUACGCUGAGUGAGCUUUGGAGAUGGGUUAAUUCAUCAUGAAAAAAGAAAUUUUGUGUUUAAGCUACAUGGUUGAAGCACAGAAAAAAAUCAAAGAACCCCAAGAGGAGGCCUGAAUUCUGAUUUCUUUAUGUCUUCAGGGCUCUAGGGAAGGGAUUGGGUUGUGUAGGCUGUCAUGGUUGGUUUGUUUGUUUGUUUGUUUUAAAUUUUGUCUUCCUUUUUAAUUAUCUUCCCUGGAGAAGAAAAAGAGGAAAAGAAAGAAAUGGUGAUGGAUUCUUCCUCCUAGACAGGAUGAAAAGAAAGAACAUUUGAGAAGAGGGAUCCACCAUCUACAAACUAUGCAUCAAUAGUCAACAGCACAAAAAGUCAAGGAAUCCCAGGGAAGUGAAAAAAAGCUCUAUUUGUCACUUUAAUAAUUUGGUUUGAUUUUUCUCUGAAUGUCACUUAACCUCAGGCUCUGCACUCAGUCUGCAGAACAGAAAUUCCUCUGCCAUGCACGCUGCCUGAUCAGUAUUACACGCUACCAAUAUUGGAGAAGCAAACUGUGGUGGUUUCUGAACACUUUAAGAGUAAAAUAGUGAUGUAAAAUAUGGAAAAGAAGCAAAAAAUUCAGAAUUGUUAAACUCUAAUGUUUCAUUGUUUACUGAAUUUUAAGUCUCCCACCCUAGUAUUUCCCUAUUUACGACAUUCCAGACUGCUGCACCUCUGUAUAAUACUCAUCGUAAAGAGCUGGUAUCUUACAAGAGCUGGAUGCAUUCUUCUCCCUUACUAUCCUACUUUCCUCCUGGGAUUAGCUAUUAACAGCAAUGCCCAUUGCAGUGGACACAAGCACCUUGUAGAACAAAGACUGUAUUUCAUUAAGGUUUUUGAAAGUUUAAGAAAAACUCUCACUUUUUAAAGCAUUUUUAUUUUAAAUUACAAAAUGGAUUUUUAGAAAUGUCUCUUGUAAAUUAUAUUAACAAGCUCAUUGCUGCUCCCCAAAUUAGACAUGCUAUAUCCCAGCCCUUUUUGUUUGUCUUGUUUUGAAGCAUGCCAUAUAACCUAUGCCAUGUAAACUGUAUGAGAGGUGGUAAUAUGUGCCAAAUUGGUAUAUAGUUGAGUUUAGAUUUGGAUAAUCCCUAAAUUCCAAAGAUUAUGCUUUUAGGGAUUAGAACAUUGUAAAUUUUUCCCCCUCUUUGUUCUCCCUGGGUUUAGGACUCACCCAGAGAUUCAGGUGUAGUGCCAAGGUCAGUCCUGGUACAAGAUGAUGUGACUCAUGGCUCUGUAUAGUUUAACACAUAAGCUUGCUUGCUCCCCAGGUACUUCUUUGGUAAGGCAGACUGUCAUCAUGGCAGUGCUGUCAGAGAAGAAACACCUCAGGGCAAAACCCUUGAAGAGAAAUACAGCAUUUCCCCCCAUCCCGGUAUUUGUCAAACUAGGUUUGUGCUGUUCUUCUUGAAACUGAAGUCACUUUGCCAGGCCACAAAUGUAGCAAAAGCAGAGAGAGAGAUAAGCCCUCUAUUCAUUUGUGUACGCAGUUCAACCCUGAUUUAAAGAGAUCCUGUCUGAUGGUACGCAGCUCUCCAGCCACGCUGGUAGAGUCAAAGAAAGCUGCUGUAGUUUUGCCACCUUCUGGACUCAUAAAUAAUGCGGGAUUGUCCAAUUCCUGUAGCUCAGCUGUUGGAUACUUACUGGGACUGACAGAAAGCUCAGAGUUGUGCCCAUGAUUCACUGCAGCCCAACUUUCCCAGCACUCCAGUGCCCCAAACUCUCAUUUUGAAUCUGUGACCGUGGCUGAAGACUUUGUUCAGUGUCCUGGACACUGUCCCCUGGCUCUUGACUCCAUGCUGGAUUUUCAUAGAGAGGGUUUUGGAAAAGCUCGGUUACACACUGAGACAAGCAGAGAGGCAGGUUAAGAGGUCUACUAGGAGAGAUGAGGUUGGCCACAGAGGAGAAAAGGAAAAUUGCCUCUGCUCUAAGGCCUGGCAUCAGAUUCUUGCUGAAGCCAAGAUUUUUCUUGUUUGUCAUCUCUUGGGUACUGUGAAUGCAUCUGUGUUCUUCAUCAGCAGUUGUGAGAACUAAAGGAGAAAGAAAAACCGUAGUCUUUUUCUUCUAGUGCUAACAGAGCCUGAGCAGGUAUAGUAAGUGUUCGUGAGGUAUAAAUUGAGACAGCUUGUUUAUCACACUGAGAGCUGGAUCUGCUGUUAUCCUCACAUCUGUGCCUAGCACCAGCAUUUUAAGUGAAAUUACCGUGGCUUGGGAAUAAGUGGGGGAGUGGGACAUUUGAGAAAAAAGGAUGUAAUCAAGGGCUUGUUCUGUUUCUUUUAGAAAUGUAGUCAUUGCUAACUAUAGGAUGAAGUUCUUCACACCCAGAAGAGGAGAUACUUUCUAACUCUCAAGACCGUGUCCCUAGAGGUUUAGUACUCUCUUACCUCUGUGUAUCUGUGUUGUUCUUAAGCAGGUUGUAUUAGGAUGACCCUAGAAAAGACUGAUGAACUGCUUCCCUUUCCCUAUAUCCUCGGUCUGGGUCAUUGGUCUUGGUCAGUCAUAAGUCUCUGGAAAUGCUACAGGGUGAAGUGACUUGGGAACAGCAAGGCCCUUCAUGGCUUGCAGCACAGCUAUUGUCCAGUUCCCUAUGAGUGUUCAAAGUGAGACUCCCCAUGAGGGACAUGACUUGGGCAUCCUUCAGAAGUAUUUCUGUAAUGUGUUCACAGUGUCUGAGGAAAGGAAAGGAACUGUGAGAAGCCCUGGUGGGACACUGUGGGGCAGGUGUUUCUGUAAUGGUCAGCCCUACUGGCUGAACUUUUGAUCUUGUUUAGGAAAGCUCACACUCUGAGCUGGGCUGCAUGGGAGAAGUUUGUGUCAGGAGUUUCUGUGAGGGGAAAGAUCAAUUGUACAGUUGAUGAUGUACAUGAUAUAUGCAGUUUCGUUUCUGGGUUGGUUGUUUGGGGCUUAUUUUGUUUAUUUGGGAGUUAAAUGUUUGUUUUGGUUUUGUUUUGUUUUUCUUAAAGGUUUUAGGAAUCUCUAAGGGGAACCUGUAAAUCUGACACCUCUAUUUAUUUUGCCUUAUUUUAGUUUGCUAUGUUUGUAUGUAUACACUGCAUUACAGCAACGACUAUUGAGACAGUGCCAGGGCAUUACACCAGCAAGACAUCUGGCUUGGGUGCUGUGCAGCAGGCUGAGCUGGGCCAGGGGAUGCAUGUGAGCAGUGCUGGGGUGGGAAGGGAGGGAAGAAAAAAGCUUUCCUUUUGCUUUUGGCAUGAUCAGUCUGGUCCUAGGAAAGCAUGUGUUUUAAAGAGUGGGGUACACUGAUGUAGGUUGGUUAUUUUAGAACACUUUCUAUGAAACCUUUUUUAUUUCUCAUCACGAAUCACAGUGGGAAGACUGAGGAAAGAGGUAAGCUGCACAGUUUCUUGCUCAAGCUUCACCUUUCUACACAAAUUCUGGCCAUAAUGACAGAGAAGCUUGGAUAGAUGGGCAAAAGUGGUUCAUGCCUUGAAACUUCUCAUCAGAGUUACCAUGCUGAGGGAACAAAUUAGGACCACACUCCUUCCUCAGUACUAAUAUACCCUCCUAUGUUCAAGGCCAUAGAAGAAGAAUUUCCUCUCUCUCCUCCUCCACUCCACCUCCCCAGAUUAUCCAGGGCAAAUGAAUACUUUCUCCUGGUUGGUUUUAUACCUGUGGAGUCUCUUGCAAUCAGAAAGUGUUUGGCCAUGGCUCCUUGGCUUCUAUACUCAGCACAGGAGAUUUCUGAUUGCCUACCACCCAAACAGGUAGCCUCCAUUGGCCACCUUAUCUUACAUUAUCAAAGGUUGAAGAGGCCCACUUGGGUAAAUCAGUUUGGCCAACGAAAAAUACAGAGUUUAUGUAUGUAUAUAUACAUAUAUAAAAGCUAUCUACUACUCUAAGUAGUAGUUUUGAUGACCAGAAUCCCCUGAAGUUGGCCAGAUUUUGCAUGCUAUGCCUGUUGAGGAGGAUGCCAUUAGUAUAGCAUGGUGUUUUGGCACCUUGUUCCAUGAGAGAGU